Messenger RNA from Paramecium sonneborni, 373 nucleotides. The record is from the annotation of a GenBank genome assembly. Lineage: Eukaryota; Ciliophora; Oligohymenophorea; Peniculida; Parameciidae.
AUGAUUAGGGAUUUUAUUAUUUUUGAUUAGACUUAACACUGUCUGUUUUACAAGUAUUAUUUUAAUAUACUUAGAUAGGGCUUAUGGUGAUAAUUUAAUUAAUCUUUAUGGUGUUUAUUAUGAAUUCCAUAGAGUACUAUUAUUAGAACUUUAUGUUUAUUAUACUACUUAUUUAACAUCUAAGAAUCCAUCUGAACCAAAUUUACCUAUAUCUUUGAUUAAUUUUUAAGAUCUUCUAACCUUUCUAAAUUCUAUCAUAAAUGAAAUCCUACUUCCUUCUACAUAUCAGGAGAUCCUUCAUCAUUCUCAGGUACCUCAUUUAUUUUAUCAAUUUUAGUAAUGCCUCUUCUUUCAUGCUCUGCUCAUGAAUUGA